This is a messenger RNA of Scatophagus argus, 720 nucleotides long. RefSeq names its product cystatin-F. The record is from RefSeq and is a predicted model, not a curated record. Gene Ontology annotation, biological process: immune response; positive regulation of myelination; negative regulation of microglial cell activation. Gene Ontology annotation, cellular component: endoplasmic reticulum; late endosome; lysosome. NCBI's taxonomy places the organism in Eukaryota, Metazoa, Chordata, Actinopteri, Scatophagidae. Gene Ontology annotation, molecular function: cysteine-type endopeptidase inhibitor activity. Bases 154 to 630 code for a protein of 158 amino acids. The transcript is spliced from 4 exons.
CUGACAGGAAGUGACAUCACAUGUCACACCACCUGCAGGAGUGAGCCGGACAGUUCUCAGUGUGCAGAAACAAACAUGAGCUGAUCUGUGGUCAGAGUGUCGCCGCCUCACAGGAAACUCAGACGAGUCCUCACAGAGACACAAACAGAGUGCAUGAUGGGACCGAAGGUGCUGCUGCUCGUCUCUCUGCUCGCUGCUCUGGCGGCGACAUCGGAGGCAGGCAGCCGUCGUGGCGGCUUGAUGCCUGGCUCUCCAUGCAACAUCAGCAGGAACGAUCCCAGCCUCCAGCAGGUUGUCCUUACCGCCACCUACUCCUACAACAACCAAUCAAACGACGCCUUCCUCUUCAAACCCUCAGCCAUCCACACAGCACAGCGGCAGAUUGUUAAGGGGAUUCGGUACGUCGUGGAUUUUGACAUUUCCAGAACCGUGUGCCGUAAACGAGACAACAACAAAAAUCUGUCCGGCUGUGACUUCCAACCGAAAGGUCGACUGCGCCAGACAUUUCAAUGCCACUUUGAGGUCUGGCUGAUUCCCUGGGAGAAGAAGAAUGAGACUCUGGUCUUUUCCUGUAAACCCUUAAGCCACCGCCUGCCUUCAUCCUUCAUCCUUCAACGUCUUCAUCCCUGAUGGCGCUCACCUGUGAUAGUGACUCACCUGCUGGUCCACACCUCAUCUCAUCUGUCACGUUUCACACAGAAAUAAAAUCAAGCUUGUGGA